Numida meleagris (helmeted guineafowl) is the source of this 1588-nucleotide messenger RNA. RefSeq names its product zinc finger protein 98-like. The annotation marks the transcript as partial. The record is from RefSeq and is a predicted model, not a curated record. The transcript has a single exon. Gene Ontology annotation, molecular function: RNA polymerase II cis-regulatory region sequence-specific DNA binding; DNA-binding transcription factor activity. Lineage: Eukaryota; Metazoa; Chordata; Aves; Galliformes; Numididae. Gene Ontology annotation, biological process: regulation of transcription by RNA polymerase II.
CCUGAGUGUGGGAAGAGCUUCAAAAGGAAUUCCCACCUCAACCGACACCAACGCAUCCACACAGGAGAGAGACCCUUUAAGUGUCCUGAGUGUCAGAAGAGCUUCAAAAGGAAUUCUCAGUUGAAGCACCACCAGUACAUCCACUCAGGAGAGUGUCCAUAUAAGUGUGCUGAGUGUGGGAAGAGCUUCGAAAGCAGUUCUGAUUUCAGAGUCCACCAGCGCAUCCACAGGGGAGAGAGACCAUACAAGUGCUCUGAGUGCGAGAAGAGCUUCAAAAGGAUGUCCCACCUCACUUACCACAUGCACCUCCGCACAGGAGAGAGACCCUUCAAGUGCCCUGAUUGUGAGAAGGGCUUUAUAUGCAGUUCUGUUCUCAAAACACACCAGCGCAUCCACACAGGAGAGAAACCCUACAAGUGCUGUGAGUGUGGGAAGAGAUUCAGAAGCAGUUCAGAGCUCACAAAACUCCAGCGAGUCCACACAGGGGAGAAACCCCGCAAGUGCUCUGAGUGUUCAAAGAGCUUCCAAAGAAGUUCCCACCUCAGUCAACACCAGUGCAUCGACACUGGAGAGAGACCUUACAAGUGCUCCGAGUGUGACAAGACGUUCAAAAACAGUUCCCACGUCAUUUUCCACCAGCGCAUCCACACAGGAGAGAGACCCUACAAGUGCUCUGAGUGUGGGAAGGGCUUUACAAGCAGUACUAAUCUCAAAUCCCAUAAGCAUGUCCACAGAGGAAACAGAAAGUAGAAGUGUGUUGUGAUUUAACCCAGCAGGCGGCUCAGCACCACGCAGUUGUUUUCUCAUGCCUUCCCUUCCCUGUGGGAUGGAGGAGAGAACUGGAAAAAAAACCAUGAAGUAGAACUUUUAUGUUGUUGAGAUAAUGCUUUUUACUGCCACAGAGAAUAGCACGAGGCUAACAGUUAUGACGAUGUACACAUUUAUGGAUGUAUAUAACAAGGACGCACAAACAACUGCUCUGGUUUCUGCCAGCGGCUCCAAGUCAGGCCAUUCUCCCAGCUGCGGUGUGCAGCACACUUUUUACAUCUUGUCAUGUCUGGACUGGACCAAGGGCUGGUGCAUGAACCACUACCGGUUUAAUUUGUUCAAAGGCUGUUGUUGCUCAGGGCCCCACGUGAAAUCGUUCUUCUUCCGGGUCACGUGAUAGAGAGGGCUUACAAUCAGACUGUAAUCCGGAACAUGCGUUCUCCAGAAACCCACAGCACCUAAGAACACGUGUGUUCCGUUUUUGCUGGUUGGGGGAGACAGAGCAGUUAUUGUAUGGAUCCCAUCCAUGGGAUCUGACGACGUCCACCUUGCCAUUUGAUUCCUAAGAACAGGAUCUCCUGUGCACGUCCCUUGACUUGACUUGACUUCAUGUUGAAACUGGCUUUUAAGAGGUUUUGAAUUAUUUUCUUCCCUUUCUGCAAAACUUCUUCUGCUGUGUUGCCCCAUUCCAUGUUGUGGUCAGUGUAUUGCAGGAGUUGAGGAGCUUCCCCCUGUUCCAGUGCAGUCUGGGACAGCCCACGACAAAUGGCAGGGCUGUGUUUUCAUCCCUGGGGAUGUCAGUUCCAGGUGUACUGCCCUU